AUGCCAUUACAAGCGACUGAAUGGAAACGAGUCGCAAAGGAUUUUGAAGACCGUUGGAAUUUUCCUCACUGUUUGGGUGCAAUGGAUGGCAAGCACAUUAGAAUUAUUUGUCCACCCAACAGUGGUACUCAAUAUUUUAAUUAUAAGCAGUUUUUUAGCAUAGUGCUAUUCGCAGUAACAGACGCAAGGUACAAUUUUUUGUAUGUACAUGCUGGAGUUCAGGGAAGAAUAUCCGAUGGAGGAGUUUUUAGGCAUACGGCUUUUGGGCAAGCACUCCUGAACCAAAAUCUUGACAUACCACAUUGUGAACCCCUUCCGGGUCGAGAAGUAUCUACACCAUAUGUUUUCUUGGCAAAUGAUGCAUUUCCCUUAACCGAAAAUAUUUGCAAGCCCUAUACUGUAGAUUUGAACAUAGGAUCUCCUAAGCGAGUAUGUAACUACAGAAUAUCUAGAGCACGCCGAAUUGUGGAAAACUCAUUUGGAAUUUUGGCAUCCAUUUUUCGUAUACUACAUACUACUAUCAAUGUUGAGAUGAAAGAUGUACAAAAUAUAGUUGUGGCUUGUGCAUAUUUACAUAACUUUUUGCGACGAAAUACAAGAGGAAAAGCUUUAUAUUCACCACCUGGGACCUUUGACAGGGAAGAUAUUGACCUUGGAACGAUGAUCCAUGGAUCAUGGCAAGCUGAUGGAGAGCGUUUAACAGAUUUAAGAGUAUUGGGAAGGAACUCAACAAUGAGAGCGAAAGCGAUUAGAGAUGAAUUUAUACAUUAUUUUAUGACAGAGCGGGGACGAGUGGCAUGGCAGGACAAAUAUUUAGGAAAUCCAUAA
Molecule: messenger RNA, 828 nt
Organism: Parnassius mnemosyne (clouded apollo)
Lineage: Eukaryota; Metazoa; Arthropoda; Insecta; Lepidoptera; Papilionidae
Source: the annotation of a GenBank genome assembly